Molecule: messenger RNA, 2163 nt
Organism: Pedinophyceae sp. YPF-701
Lineage: Eukaryota; Viridiplantae; Chlorophyta; Pedinophyceae
Source: the annotation of a GenBank genome assembly
AUGGUUGAAUGCCUGCUCCGCACCCCUGUUCGGGGAACGGCCUGCCGACGGGCGCCGUAUUUGGGGAGGUGUGCGCUGUUCAAGCAUCCGCGGUGGAGGUCGGUUCGCCGCUCCUCGGCCCAACGGCAGGAAAGCGUGCGGCAGCCUCCCGUUUCGUCGAGCUGCGUGGACGUAUCGCAUUCCCCGCUUCCACAGCCGGAAUUCCAGCACGAAGAAACACACUACAUAGGUCCCGAUGACUUCUAUCCGUCGGUCGACGACGACUCCUGGUGGGGCGACACCGAGGAAGGCGUCGAGUCGUUCACUCAACCCGCAGUCUUCGGCAACAUGGCCGAGCGCCUCGCCAACGCCAAGCCGCCCGUCCCAGUCUACCUCAUGAACCCCCUCUCGGGCGUCUGGAUCAAGCGCAACCGCGACACGGGCCGCCUGGAGUCGGGAAUCCCCAACCCGAGGCAACUCGAGGCGGGCUUCACUUCGCUCCGCAGUGCUGGCAUCCACGGGGUCAUGGUGGACGUGUGGUGGGGCAUCGUGGAGCGGGAGGAGGGCGUGUAUGACUUCGGCGCGUACCGGCAGCUGUUCGAGAUGCUCGACCGGUGCGGGCUCAAGGUGCAGGCCGUCAUGGCGUUCCACGCCGUCGGCGGGAACGUCGGGGACGGCGACCUCCGCCUCCCGCUGCCGCGCUGGGUCCUCGACAUUGGCGACAGGAAUCCCGACAUCUUCUACAGAGACAAGCAAGGGACGUCGAACCGGGAGUACGUGUCCCUGGCGAUCGACAACUGGUACGAGGACUCGCAGGGCCACCGCGUGUGCAAGGGCCACCCCGAGGCGCGCGGGCUGCUCAACGGCCGCACGGCGCGCGAGUGCUACCGCGACUUUUGCGCAGCCUUCCUGCACGAGUUCCGCCCGGACCUGGGCCGCAUGGUCACCGAGGUCACCGUCGGCCUCGGCCCCGCGGGCGAGAUGCGCUACGGCGCCUACCCGGGCGCGCGCUGGACCUUCCCCGGCAUCGGCCAGUUCCAGUGCCACGACAAGUACAUGCGCACGCUCCUGCGCGAGCACGCCGAGGCCGCGGGGCACGCGGACUGGGGCCUCAUGGAGCCGCACGACUCGGGCUACUACAACUCGCACCCGGCCUUCGAGGGCUUCUGGAACUCGUCGUGGGGCCGCUUCGACUCGGAGUACGGGGUGUUUUUCCUGCGGUGGUACAGCGACAUGCUAAUCCGGCACGCGGACGGCGUGCUCUCGGACGCGCACCGCCUGCUGCAGGCCGAGCACGACGGCGCGAUGGAGUACCACCACCACGAGCACCGGCACGACGGCGCGACGGUGUACCGCUUCAAGCCGACGUGCCGGCUCGGGAUCAAGCUCGCGGGCAUCCACUGGUGGUACAACUCGUGCGCGCACCCGGCGGAGUGCACGGCCGGGUACUACAACACGCGGGAGCACGACGGCUACCGCAGCAUCCUGCAGAUGGCGCGCAAGCACGACGCGCGCGUGAGCCUGACGUGCGUGGAGAUGAAGGACUGGGAGCACCCGUCGGAGUUCCGGUGCUCGCCCGAGGGCCUGUUCAAGCAGCUCCUGGGCAUCGCGCAGGACCUCGGCGUGGACCUGUGCGGCGAGAACGCGCUCCAGCGGUACGACUCGGGCGGGCUGGUGAACAUCGUGCACUCGGCGUUCGGGCAGUCGGCGUCGGAGCACAAGCUCGCGGGGCUCACGUUCCUGCGCAUGUCGCCGCACCUCUUCGAGUCCCCCCACAACUGGAGGGAGUUUUGCAAGUUCCUGUCGGGGAUGUGCUGCCCGCCGGACGACUACGUGCGCAACUUCUACAUGGAACUCCUGCUCGCGUCGUACCCCUCGGGCACCCAGGCGCGCGCCGAGUUCUUCGAGAUGCGGUUUCGCCGCCUCGAGGCGCUCCCCGGCGGCGCGGGCGGCGGGCGCGGGCGCGGGCGCGGGCGCGGGCGCGCCAGGCUGAGCGGGGCCUGCGACGACGCGAGCGGGGCCGCCGCCGGCGACGGCGCGUCGGAGAGCGUCGACGGCGACGGCGACGGAGACGGGGAGGGCGUCAUCGGGUCGGAGGUGGAGCUGCUGGCGUUCGGCGCGGGGGACGAGGCCAUGAGCGAAGGCAGCUCGUCCGCGGGCAUCCCGAUCCACCACCGCUGCUGA